Messenger RNA from Ostrea edulis (European flat oyster), 3117 nucleotides. RefSeq lists its product as uncharacterized. The transcript has 5 exons. The record is from RefSeq and is a predicted model, not a curated record. NCBI's taxonomy places the organism in Eukaryota, Metazoa, Mollusca, Bivalvia, Ostreida, Ostreidae. Bases 181 to 2661 code for a protein of 826 amino acids. Gene Ontology annotation, molecular function: oxidoreductase activity.
AACAAAUCCUUAAAUGUCAAUGGUCGACAAGACGUGACGUCACAGAAAACGGUGGUUAUUUCCUCGUAAAACCGAGUAUAAGAAUAGGCAUACGAAAAAUGAAGGGAACAAAGACGUGACAACUAGCAAGAACACAGUAUCGGAGCACCACCUUCAAAGCUGUAGCUAAAAUUCUGAAAGAUGGGCUACACUACUCUCUGUGUGGCGGUUUUAUGCAUCGUAUUCACACAGACAUAUGGACUUCUGAGAUCGCGAGAUCUUCCAAAUGAGAUGGCGAGAUGUUUAAACAAUUUCUACAAAUCCUGUACCAUCGAAGAGGAAGUCGGUCUUUCUAUUUUGCAUAACUGCAUCCAGGAAUACAAGUGGAAGCCAAAUCCGGAGAGACAGUACCCGCAAAAGAGGAUAACCUCGGGCGCUCGUGCCUACCUACAGAGGCUGAACACGAGGGUACAAUCCAUCCACGGAAGGGGUAAAAGGCAGACCGUGCGCAACAGGAAAGAGUACCGAAUGAUGAGCGACGGCGAAAGGACACGGUACCACAACGCACUGAGGAGACUGAAAGAAAGCACGAAUGCAGAGAUGAGUCGUUACGAUUUCCUCGCUUCUGUUCAUACCGGAGAUAUUGAGGAGACCGCCCAUUUUGGAUGUCAUUUUGCGGGAUUUCAUAGAGAGUAUUUGAAAAUAUAUGAGGAAGCCUUAAGAGAAAUAGACUCCACCGUCACCCUGCCGUACUGGGACUCGACUCUCGAUCAGUACAUGGAUGACAGCGCAGAAUCCCUGCUUUUCUCCGCAGAUUUCAUGGGAAACGGAGAUGGUGAAGUAACCUCUGGCCCCGCGGCGAACUGGGAAACGGAAACUGGGCCUUUAAGACGAAACAUCGGAGUAGAGGGCGAACUGUACCUAUUUGAGGAAAUCGAAAACAUCACGACCAGAACAAGAUACACAGAUAUCUGCGGAAUGACACGAGACUUGGAGAGGUAUGGUCUUGAGUUCCAUCACGGGGACAUUCAUCUUUGGGUUGGUGGUAAUAUGGCGGAACUAACCACUGCAGCAGAAGAUCCACUUUUCUGGAUGCAUCACGCGAAUGUGGACAGAAUCUGGGAGCUUCAGCGGGCAUUUGCGCGCCGGGCUGGUGUGGACGUCGACAAUGAUUAUCCAACCGAUCCUAAUGACUAUGGAAACGAGAACCAUGCGCCGGAUGCUCCGUUUGGCUUGUUGAGAAGUGACUUGCUUGUUAGAGAUGGUGUACGAGAUCAAACCAUGAACGGAAUUCGGUAUGAGCCGCCUCCAACCUGUAACGCUAGAAGAAGGGACUGCGGCUCCAACAAGUUACGAUGUGUCCAGCUCAACGACCAAUAUAUCUGUAUUUCUAAAACUCUAGCUGAAUAUCGAAGAGAUUUACAGGAGGAGAGAACUCGUACCAUACCAGACAGCAACAAUAACAACAACAACAACAACAACAAUGGUGGAUUUCCCAGACCGCCAAUCAACCCAUGGUUUCCUACACGUUGGUUUAAUAGAAAUAACAGGACGCCAUUACCACAACCAACGAGCCCUGAAGAGCCAGAACGCAUCACGUAUCCCCUCAUUGACCAAUGCUCGGCGUUCGAAUAUAAACCUAUUCAAAACAGUUUCUGUGCCAACGGAAGGAAGGACGUAAAGGAAUGGGUAUAUAUACCUGUCAGAGUGAUUUCCCAGAGAGAUCCCUCUUUUACAAAAUACGACUCGUAUCCGGUCAGAAGCGGGAACAUUCGAUCAGGCAGCGACAUCUACUCUCUGAAUACUUACACUAAACUGAAGUCUACUUUGAAACCGGCUCGUCCAGAUUGCUAUCAAAAAUGUAAAUCUUCACAAACUGGUGCUGGAGAAAUAUUUGUCAGAACGGACGGAAUUUCUUAUUCCGGAACAUAUCAGGAGUACGCCAUUGUUGACCAGAGACUUCCGGUGUCUGUAUCUGUAGCUUACGUAGCCGUGAAAAGUCCGGUCCACGGGAAGACCAGUGCCGUUGUCUCUGCUUACGAUUCUUGUGGAAGAGUGUGCCAUCCAUCUUGUUUAAACCUGAAAACAAAGAAAUACGUACCAUGUUCGGGGGCCAUUGACAUCACCACACAUGCUCCCCAGUUGUAUGCCUAUUCACUGGGAGAUUCCAUCAUGAAGCUGUACAAGUUCAGCGACAGCCCUAAGUUAGAUGGUACUCCUCAGUUCAGCGAAAAUGAAAUCUUCCUCUCCUUUUUCUGCGAGUACAGCAGUAAGUGGCCUUGGCAGACGUCUCUCAAGCAGUCCAUCAAAAACACCUCCGUUCGCAGGACCAGGCCCGUCUACCCUGGAGUCCAGGACAAAAAACUUAAUAAGCAACCAAUGACAGUGAAAACUCAACAAGCAACUCCUCCACGCAAGAAGUUUCAUGGUAGAAAUCCAUUCCGUGGCAUAAUGAAUCGCUGUGACCUUGGCAAUGGUUGUAUCAUACAAAAGAAUGGUCCAUGCAACAGUCCAUGUUCUGAAAACCAGGUCUACCAGUGCACCAAUUCCUGUAACAGAUUCGCGAAAUGCAGUAUGGGAAAAUACUUUGUAAACCGAUGUUACAGCGGUCAUUUUGAUUCAGCCAGCAUGAAAUGCAGACCCGGGAUAGGGAGGUGCUCACUGCGAGAAUAUACAUUGUAAACAGACGAUCUGUGAUACUCCUACAAGUGCCAAUACUAAUAUCUGCUGUGAUACACUACGUAAUAUACACAAGGAGAGACGGGCCUCUUUCUGAUUCCAGAUAUAUUCUCAAAAGAAUGCAUUAUCAAAAGAUGAAAGAAAAACGACAUUCACUGAUUUGUCAGGGAAAUGUGGAGUCAAAAGUGGAAUCUUCGUUGAAAACCUCGUUUUAUACCAGAGAUAAAAUAUCUCUAGUAAAAUAUAUAUUUCAAUUAUUGUUUUUGUAUAAUCUAUUUAUGUACACAAAAACUUUUUGUAGACAAUAUGUAUUGUAGUGCGUUAAUUGUGUAUGCAUAUAUAUACCGCAAACUGAUGUGUGGGUCUUCGGAUCUAUUACCACUGUUUAACAAUAGCGGUUUUUUUAACCAAUUUGUUUACAACUCAGAAAUCCAUUAAAAUCCUAAAUAUAACAAUUAA